ACUGUUGUUGGUAAAAUCGGUGUGGUCUUGUGGGGUUGAUUGUCUUGUGUUUCUUGUACUAAAGCAGGACUUUGCUGGUUGAAGAUCACCUUCCAGUUUUGUGAAAUAUUUCACCCAAACGUGCUUUUCUGUUCCCGUGGUACCAGAUUGAAGUUUCUCUGUGCAUGAUAGGGUUGGCAGCCUCAGGAACAGAAAGUAGACGUUCUUGUCUGGAGGCUUUUCUGUGACUGAACCAGCAUCAUGUAAUAGAUGUUCUUAAUAAGAAGUAGUGAAUGGGAGCAGGUUUAAUAUAGGCAUCACUUUGCAAAGCGGGAAGAUGCUGUGGUGUGUGUUGCUACUCUAAAUGUAAAGUACUAGUUUUAAUAGCUAAUCAAAUCAUUAUAGGAUAAAUUAUUUUAUUCUGGGCCCCCAAAGUGAUUCGAAAUAAUCUAGCUAUUCGAUGAGCUUUGGAAACACUUGGAUCCUAAAGAACGUAAACGUAAAUGUCUCAUUCCCCUCUCCUUCCAUGGGUAGUGUGGGCAACCCAAAUAAAGUGACUGUCAACCUGUGGUUGGUAGAUGUUUCCACUAAUUGUUUGGGAAAACAAAAUUGUUUCCAUUUGUUCUUCUGGAAACAAAGAAAUAGAGCUAUAGUUCUUCAAACUGUUUGUAUAAUGGUCAAAUUACUUUUUUGUUUUUUAAACAAUCUUGUUUCCUGAGCUGAGAACUCAUUACCAGACUUACCCUGCAGUAUGUUUAUGUCUGCUAAAUUAAACCAAAUCAAAACAAAACAACAACCAAAAAAGCCCGCCAUAACCUGCAUGUAGGUUUUUAGCGGUAAGGAGCUACUGGUAACAGAUGCUUAGCCAUUGUUGUGUGAGCAGCUUUGUUGGAAUAAACAUAAACAAGAGUUGCACUGGGGGAGCUACUGGAACUGAUUGAUCAGACUUUAAGGAGAGUCAUUAUACUUUAAGCAGCAUGACUAUUUAGGGAGUAUCUGUUCAAGAUAUUGGAAAGCUCACAGUGUGUUGUGUGGUGGUUAAGGGGGUUAUGAGGCUGCUGCUGCUCCCUAAUACCAGAUUUUAUAGCUAUCUUUCAGUUUAGUUAGGGUGUCUUUCUGUUGAUGUCUUAUGCACUAGCUAUUGUUUAAACUUGUUCCCUCUCUUUAUAUAGGAGGAGGGGAAAACCAGCCUGCUAGAUUGAAACAAAACCUUGUGAAGGAGAUUUAACCCCUUGCUUAGGAAUGUAGGGAUUUAUAAUUAAACGGAUUCAUUUGUCAUUAGGGUCUUGGACCAGUAUUGGCAAGUAUAUCACUGACUUUCACAUGUCUUUUAUGGAUAUAUGUAAUUAGUUAGGUUUAUUCUCUAUUCCUUGUGUUUAUAAACUGUGUGAAAGAAUCAAGUACUGCUUAUAGAACAUCGUUACUUGAGAUCUGACUUUGUAAGUGCAGUUUUCUCUGUGUUUUGAACUGAGGAAGGCAUUAAGUGGGAUCCUUGGAAGUCAGAGAGAACAAAUUCAAUGUGAGCCUAAUCAGAGUCCCACCAUGUUUUGAAGGGCGGUUCGUUUGUUCGGCUGUGGAGUGGGAGUUGUUUUUGUUCUUUGGGGGCUCUCUGAAGUGAAAUGGAUGCUCUUAGAGUGUCAGUAUUUGUCUUUCUUGUUUCCUUUAGGUUAAUGUUUGAAAGUUAUUAAUCAGGUUGAGUAAGAUGGGUAUCCUGCCCUAGAGGUUUUCCUGUUUAGUGGAAAAGCUGAGAUUUAUAAAGUCACACCAAAAUGAAAUAAAGUGAUAAUGAAAAGCCUUGGGCAGACUGGCUCUAUAAUAUUUCUUAGGCUAUUUGUGCAGGUUGGUUUGUUUAAUUAUUAUUAUUAUUUUUGUUAUUGUCAGAAUUGUCGUUUCUAAUAGUAGGAUCCCUCACACCAUUUAAAUCAAAUCUUGCUUGCUACCAUAGAAAAUGGGCUCAGAAUAUCUUCUUAAAGUCCAAACCAUUCCUUUAAAGACUAACAGAUGUUUGCCCUCCUUUCCAGUCAGUGAAAGAUGAACUCUUACUAGUUCCUUUCCUCUUUGCUUUUAAACAUGGCAUUAAGUAAAAGUAGAUUUGCAUCCUUUUGGGGUUUUGACCAAAGUACACACCCAUCCCCUUCCUGCCUCCCUGGAACUGGUUCAAGAUUUGGAGAGAAGGGUUUGUUUGGGGGCGUUUCCCUUGUCUUAUCUCUGUGUGAGCAUAUGCUAGGGUUGAAUUUAUUUUGACCCUUUCGUUUUAAAUUUGGAACCAAAGCAAGAGUUUAAAGUACAACAGAAGAAGAGAGCCUGCUGAACUUGAGACAUGAGGGACCCAGGGAGGAAGAGCCUGGCCCAACUAGAGAAUCUGUGCAAACAGCUGUAUGAAACAACAGACACAGCCACUCGACUCCAGGCAGAGAAAGCCUUGGUCGAAUUCACCAACAGCCCCGACUGCCUGAGCAAGUGCCAGCUACUCCUCGAAAGAGGAAGUUCAUCUUACUCCCAGUUACUGGCAGCUACUUGCCUUACAAAGCUUGUAUCACGCACAAACAACCCUCUACCAUUGGAACAACGGAUAGAUAUUCGGAACUAUGUGCUCAACUACCUUGCCACUCGGCCAAAGUUGGCUACUUUUGUGACACAAGCACUUAUUCAGUUAUAUGCCAGAAUCACAAAACUGGGCUGGUUUGACUGUCAGAAGGAUGACUAUGUCUUCAGAAAUGCAAUCACAGACGUCACAAGGUUUUUACAGGAUAGUGUUGAAUACUGCAUCAUUGGCGUCACAAUUUUAUCUCAGCUAACCAAUGAAAUUAAUCAAGUAAGUGCUACAGCCUUCCUCCUUGAAGCAGACACCACCCAUCCUUUAACCAAGCACAGAAAAAUAGCCUCUUCUUUCCGAGAUUCAUCGUUAUUUGAUAUCUUCACACUUUCCUGUAAUUUACUAAAACAGGCUUCAGGAAAGAAUCUAAACUUGAACGAUGAAAGUCAGCAUGGUUUGCUCAUGCAACUGCUCAAACUCACUCAUAACUGCCUAAACUUUGAUUUCAUCGGCACUUCUACUGAUGAGUCCUCAGAUGACCUGUGCACAGUGCAGAUUCCCACGAGCUGGAGAUCAGCGUUCUUAGAUUCUUCCACUCUGCAGCUGUUUUUUGACCUGUAUCAUUCCAUCCCUCCUUCGUUUUCACCUCUGGUAUUAUCCUGCUUAGUGCAGAUUGCCUCCGUCAGAAGAUCCCUGUUCAACAAUGCAGAGAGGGCCAAGUUUCUCUCUCAUCUUGUCGAUGGCGUCAAACGAAUACUGGAGAAUCCACAGAGUUUAUCAGACCCAAACAAUUACCAUGAGUUUUGCAGACUACUGGCCCGACUGAAGAGUAACUAUCAACUGGGAGAAUUAGUAAAGGUGGAAAACUACCCUGAGGUCAUCCGAUUAAUAGCUAACUUCACAGUGACCAGCCUACAGCACUGGGAAUUUGCCCCAAAUAGUGUGCAUUAUCUCCUGAGCCUUUGGCAGCGGCUGGCAGCCUCUGUGCCCUAUGUGAAAGCCACAGAGCCCCAUAUGCUGGAAACUUACACUCCUGAGGUCACGAAAGCCUACAUCACAUCCCGUUUGGAAUCUGUGCACAUCAUACUGAGAGAUGGACUGGAGGACCCUCUGGAGGAUACAGGUCUGGUCCAGCAGCAGUUGGACCAGCUGUCUACUAUCGGGCGUUGUGAAUACGAGAAGACAUGUGCGCUCCUCGUGCAGCUGUUUGACCAGUCAGCCCAGUCCUAUCAGGAGCUGCUGCAGAGCGCCAGUGCAAGCCCCAUGGAUAUUGCAGUGCAGGAGGGAAGGCUGACAUGGCUGGUUUACAUCAUUGGUGCAGUGAUUGGUGGCCGUGUCUCUUUUGCCAGCACUGAUGAGCAGGAUGCUAUGGAUGGCGAGCUUGUCUGUCGGGUGCUCCAGCUGAUGAACCUAACAGAUUCUCGCUUGGCUCAAGCGGGUAACGAGAAGCUAGAAUUGGCCAUGCUGAGCUUUUUUGAACAGUUUCGGAAGAUCUACAUUGGGGACCAGGUGCAAAAAUCCUCUAAGUUAUAUCGCCGACUCUCGGAAGUUCUGGGCUUGAAUGAUGAGACCAUGGUCCUAAGUGUCUUCAUAGGAAAAAUCAUCACCAACCUGAAGUACUGGGGCCGCUGUGAACCAAUCACCUCCAAGACACUACAGCUUCUCAAUGACCUCUCCAUUGGGUACAGUAGUGUACGGAAACUAGUGAAGCUUAGUGCUGUGCAGUUCAUGCUGAACAAUCACACGAGCGAGCACUUUUCGUUUUUGGGUAUUAACAAUCAGUCCAACCUGACAGACAUGCGGUGUCGGACCACCUUCUACACGGCGCUUGGGCGUCUCCUCAUGGUGGACUUAGGAGAGGAUGAAGAUCAGUAUGAGCAAUUCAUGCUGCCACUCACGGCAGCGUUUGAGGCUGUCGCCCAGAUGUUUAGCACUAAUAGUUUCAACGAGCAAGAGGCAAAGCGAACUCUAGUUGGCCUAGUAAGAGACCUGAGAGGGAUAGCUUUCGCCUUCAAUGCCAAGACCAGCUUCAUGAUGCUGUUUGAAUGGAUAUAUCCAUCCUACAUGCCAAUUCUCCAGCGGGCAAUUGAGCUGUGGUACCAUGAUCCAGCUUGUACCACACCUGUGCUCAAGCUGAUGGCUGAAUUAGUUCAUAACAGAUCCCAGCGACUCCAGUUUGAUGUUUCUUCCCCCAAUGGCAUCUUACUCUUCAGAGAAACCAGCAAGAUGAUAACAAUGUAUGGCAAUCGCAUCCUGACACUAGGAGAAGUCCCAAAGGAUCAGGUGUAUGCACUGAAGCUAAAGGGCGUCUCCAUCUGCUUCUCCAUGCUAAAGGCUGCUCUCAGUGGGAGUUAUGUCAAUUUUGGAGUCUUCCGUCUCUAUGGAGACGAUGCCCUGGACAAUGCUCUACAGACCUUCAUCAAGCUGCUCCUCUCCAUUCCCCACAGUGAUCUCCUGGAUUACCCCAAGCUCAGCCAGUCUUACUAUUCACUACUGGAAGUCCUGACCCAGGACCACAUGAACUUUAUUGCAAGCCUGGAACCUCAUGUCAUCAUGUAUAUUCUCUCUUCCAUUUCUGAAGGACUUACUGCACUUGACACCAUGGUAUGCACAGGCUGCUGCUCUUGCCUGGACCACAUUGUGACAUACCUCUUCAAGCAGCUGUCACGUAGCACCAAGAAGAGGACAACACCCCUGAACCAGGAGAGUGAUCGCUUUCUGCAUAUUAUGCAGCAGCAUCCAGAGAUGAUACAGCAGAUGCUGUCGACGGUGCUGAACAUCAUCAUCUUUGAAGACUGCAGAAACCAGUGGUCUAUGUCCCGACCGCUGCUUGGCUUGAUACUACUUAAUGAAAAGUAUUUUUCUGACCUAAGGAAUAGUAUCGUGAACAGCCAGCCACCAGAGAAGCAGCAGGCUAUGCAUCUAUGUUUUGAAAACUUGAUGGAAGGCAUUGAGCGAAAUCUUCUUACAAAGAAUAGAGACAGGUUCUUGAAGAACUUCCUGUCCUCCAACUAUCCUGAGAUGCUGAGUGAUAAGCAAAACCCCAGACCCCUCCCUGCCUUUCCUCAAAAACAACUUCAGAGGCAAGAAACUCACCAGAGGUGGUGCUUCCUGAUGCAGUCCAGUCCUGACAAAGUGCCACAGUUAAAAUCUUCCCCAGCCACAUCGAAUUUGUUAACCAGUGAAGCUGUUCCUUUCUUAAUUGACGAUUAUAAGGGGGGGUACCCAAAAAGUAGCCAUCUUUUCUGAUUAAUUAUCAGCAAUUUGACAUGAUUCAAGCUAAUAAUUGGGAAGCCAGUUAUCUUUAAACUUGGGAUUUCCCCAAGAAGUCAUGUGGAGGUUGUAUUCAGUUAAAACAAGAGUCUAUUAGUUUCUGGAAUAUCCUGGGCACUGUGGUCACCAUGUCAAGUGUCUAUUUAGACAGUGUUUCCUGACACAUACUGUGCCUUACGUUGACAGAACACCUAAAGUCUUUACUGCAGAUUAUUAAAUUGCAUUAUGUA
Molecule: messenger RNA, 6018 nt
Organism: Equus caballus (horse)
Lineage: Eukaryota; Metazoa; Chordata; Mammalia; Perissodactyla; Equidae
Gene: XPO7
Product: exportin 7
Biological process (GO): protein export from nucleus
Cellular component (GO): nuclear pore; cytoplasm
Molecular function (GO): small GTPase binding; nuclear export signal receptor activity
Source: RefSeq, a predicted model, not a curated record